CUUCCCCGGCCCGGAACGUUUGGAGACCGGAACCUUCGGGCCGCCUGGCGGGGAAAAGGCGUGGGGAAGGAAAAGGAGUACGCGCGGCGCUGCCAUUGCGCAGGUUCCAUUCCCGGCGCUGCCAUUCCCGGCCUGUCUCUUCCUGGCCAUGUACCGGCCAGGGUUCCGCGCGCCCACACCUCCCUACGCGGGCGGUGGCUUCCGGAGCCCCCCCUCCGGUGGAGGGCCCCUGCCGCCCUCCCCGCGGGGCUACGGGAGCCCCCACCACACGCCGCCCUACGGGCCCCGGCCUGGCCCGUACGGCGGCGGCCUCUCGCCCCGCGGGCCCGGGUUCCAGGGGCGCUUCGGGAGCCCCUCGCCGGGGGCGCAGACACCGCGCAGGCCGCAGAGCGUCAGCCCCCGGUACCCGGCUCCCUACGGCGGCGCGGCCGCGGCCGGGGCGCCCCUGCACCUGCCGUCGCAGCACAAGCGCUCGCCCGGGGGCUUCCAGAGGCACUUCCAGGGAUCACCCAGGACAUCUACUCCAUUUGGUACAGCGCAUGGCAGAGAGAAAAGAGUGUCUAAUGAUGUGGAAAACUAUUACAGACCUUCAAUGCUUGAGGACCCAUGGGCUGGCCUAGAGCCAGUUUCUGUUACAGACAUAAACCAGCAAUACAGCAGUGAGCAAACAACAUGUACUGGUAAAAAAGGGAGGUAUUUCAGCUAACACUUUUAAAGGCCAAAUAACUCCAUCUUGUCAGGAAAACUUUGGGACAAAAUCUUAACACUUACACAAGAUGAACAAUAAUCAAGACCUUAGAUAAUGUUUUUAUUUGAACAUAUGUCCACCCUUUUAUCCUACUUUUUUUUUAUUGCAUUGGAUAUUUUUAUGUAUGGGACAGAAAAGGAGUGGUAGGAAACCUUACAUUUCUGGCUAUGUGGAAGUGCCUACCAGCUUUGAAGAACAAAGUGUUCUUUAAUCACCAGCGACUGAUAUGUGACUGUUAAAACAGGUUUCCAUAUACUUACCUCUUCCAUGCCAGAUUGUUAGCCUUUUACUGUAAAGUACUUUAGGAAGUGGUAUUUUUUUAUGUUUCAACAUUUUUAGAAUGAAGUAACUUGGAAAUAAAAUAAAGUUUUGUAAAUUCUUGUUUUGUAAUGUAUAAAGAAUAUUUUAGGACUCUUGUUAAGGUGUACACAUUAACACAAAUAGUACUAUUGAAAUUAGGUGACUUCUGUAAAUGUGCUUGUAUGCUGUAGUUAACCUGUGGUUUUGUGCAUAGUGAUUUUUGUUAAUUGCAGUGUAACGCGAAGUUGAAACGUGACUUUUAGCCAUCUCAGGAAACAAAUGUAUUGCUUUUGGAAAGUUUAAUUUGUUGAACCAACUCUUGAGUCACAAACUUAAUUCUGUAAUCAUUUGCUUUUGUGUUUAAAAAAAUAUAGUUGAAUCAAUAUUAGACAUUUUUGGAUUAUAGUAACAAGUCUGUGCAGUGGCAGUUUAAGUCUAAGGAGUACAUAAAACACAAGAUAAAAUAACUGGAAAUGUUCUCUGUGGGUCCACCUGUUAGAGGUUUUGUUAGACUGUUGACAUUAGUACAUGCAUAGCUUUUUUUUUUUUUAAUCUGUACAAUAUUUUCCAAUUAUUUUUUAUUUUUACUUAUGGCAGGAAUCAUUGCCAGGAGAACUGUUUUGUGUGUGUGCAUGCUAUAUUUUUAUACUGAAGUGGAAAACAAGGAGUUGGUUUUUUAGACCUUGUCUUUACAUGGAAGAUCCAUGCAUCUAAAGUACAUCACCUCUGUUUUCCCCCAGCUGACCCUGUUUUGUUUUAGUAUUAUAUCCAAAAAGGCUGCUCAGAGAACUGAGAAUGUAAUGCCUUCUGGAUAUCAAGGAUGGUUAAAUCUUCAUCCCAGAAUCAAAAGAACUGUGCCUUAAAUGGCAGCUGUCAGUAUCAUUACCUGUAAUAGGUACCAGCAAAACUGAGAUGACAAGUUGCAGAUAGUCUUUAGAAUUUAUACAUCAGUUAAUUGAUGUCAAUUGUGAAAAGUGAAGUAUAAAGUUUUCUUUCUUUUUUUUUUUUUUUAAACCUUGUCAGGUGCUGUAAAGCUCACAAAAAAAAAAGUUGUAGUCCGCUUAACCAAGUCACCUUUUUUUUAUUGCUAUUUCCCAUGUGAUUGAAUGCAAUUUAUUUUUUGCAAUGUUUGGUGAUCUUGGAGAAACAAAUAUGAUUUUAUUCAAGACACUAAGGCUCUGAUGUGUUCACAGUUAGAUAUGAGAAAAGUCUGGGUUUGGAAAGGAGAAAGGAAAGGUAAAGGAUUCCUGACAGAAGGGAGUCUGUUAAGAGGUGGGACUGCUUACACAGUAGGCAGCAUCAGCUGCCUUUGCACAUUGCAAAGGUACAUUUUGCCACUUUGGCUUUGCAGUUGGCCCAGGGAUCAAAGCCAGCCUCCUCUGGUAAUAAUUCUUAACUCCUGGAACCAGGUGUCAGACAUCAGUGAAGAUAAAUGUUCCAGAAAGACUUGAGGAAAUAUUCUUGAAGCACUGUUUAAUCAAUGCAGACCUUCUACAAUGGCAUCUGUUAAGCUGCUGCUCCAGUAUACUUCAGGAUAUGAUCCAACAAUUAUAUCACACUGCUAAAGACUCCAAUCACUUGGUCAAGAAUUCACACCAAAAACUUAAAAAUUAUUCACCUUUCUGGCUUCUAGGAGAAAUUCUGCAAUUACAGUAAAAUUUUUAAAUGUCAUUGUUGAAUAGCUGUAAAAUGCAUGAACACAUGUUCAGAACUAUAAAUAUAAUGUACUUAAAGCCAAUUUAAGCUUUGCCUUUUGUACUGCGAUACCCAAGAAGCUUAAGCACUUACUUCCUCACCAGGUUUUUUUCCUUUUUACCAUAUGGCAAACAUUCUUUUUCCCCACAUGUUUCUAACAGAGAGAAAAUAUAUCACUUCCUCAUUUAUUAAUGAAGCUACUUCAUAGUAACAGUAUGACUCUGGAAAUAGCAUUUGAUGAUAAAAAGUAAAGAACAAAUGCAUCCUUUCUUCAUGAGCCCAUGAAACAAAAUAGUGCCUAUGUCUUGUUAAUGAAAGGAUUCUUCUGUAAUGAACUAAUGUACUAAGAAUAUGGGCAUUGCUCUUUCUUCAACAGACUUCUUAGAUUUUAAGGUAAGUAAUUUAGCUCCUUUUUCAGAAGUUUGGAUGGGUAUACUUUUCCAUUCUGUUCCGCUUGCAUUGUGUUUCUCCAUCAAGUCCGUUUGACUUUCUAUUCAGUUGUUGUAAAGGAGUUGUAUAACUCUUGACUAAUUCUUCCAGCAAAAAUUAAUACAGCUCCUGUAUUUAACAUUGAACUGCAUCGCUACUACACUGUGCUGAUAUCACAGUAACAUAAAUCAGAUGAAUACAUGUGUAAUGCAGCAACACACUGGGUGGGUAGUUACCCCAAGUUGUACUAGAAUAGUUCUAAGUUCAGGUUUGAGGUUCCAUUGCAGCUUUAUAAUAUGGAAUAUUCAUUCUUCUCUGGCACUUAAUACACACUAUUUUAUAUUGAAACUGUUAAAUAAUUUAGAAUAUUGAAAUUACAAUUAAAAUGGGAUUUUAAAAGUUCAUAUCAAGCUCCUCUUUAGAAUUAGCAAUAAUGCAUUGAGAUGUAGCAUUUUCCUAAUAUCAGAGCUGGGAACACUUGCCAGGGAAAAUGCUUCUGGGGAGCAGAAUGGAUAACUACUUUUGUAGUCAGGUUGUUUUUCUUUUCCUGUUAAGGGUAUCUUUAUGUGCUCUUCAGUUUAUAUAAAUUGUGUAAUUAGACAUCUGAGGGGGAGCAUUUGAAACAUGCAUUAAUUAUAUCGAAAUUCUACAAGCAGCUGUUGAGCUUCCUUCUAAAGAAAAUUUUUUCAUAGUCAGUUUGGGCUUCAAGUUGUGUUUCUGAGUAAUCUCACUGAAGUUAGAGGAUUCACUCAUGCAACUGAGAUGUGUAAGUAUCUAAUGUUACAGCUUGAAAAUUGUAUCAUCCCUUAGUCUGUCAGUGCUUUUUUCCAACACUGCAGUUAACUGCUCUGCCUAGCUAUUGCUCUGAAUUCAAGUUCACGUAUGAGCCAAGACUGUCUUGCAAAAUAAUUAAACUUGUUCUUACAACAUUUUCCAAAACUCUCAAGAGUAAAGACUGUUCUCCUUUCCCCAAAUCUUGGUGCUUGCCUUCCUCCUAGCUCCUUGGAACUGGGGAAAAAAGGGAAGACUGCCUACACUGAUUGGUGAAGAAUCAUAUAAUGAUUUUCAUGUCUCAGGCUUUCAGAAACUUGUGUACCAAUUGAUAUAGGUAACUAGAUAAAAUUUUUUAUGAUUUGAGAUGUCUCAAACAACUUUUUAUAGCAGAAGAAAUGAAAGAAAUCACUGUUAUGCCCAGCAGUAGUACAGUUCCAGCACUCAGUCAUUAAUUCAGAAUCCAAUUUUUUUGCCUAAAGUAACUUUUCAUCUGUAUAUAACUAGGCACAAAGUGAGUCAUUUUCAUUUUCUGCCAUUUUCACUGAAAUAUGUGCUUUGCUGACUUGGAAUUUAAGAACACUCUCAACCUCAGCUUCUGAAUUUACUUUUACAAAAUUACUAGCUCUGGAGCGUUAGACCUCACACCUAGGCCUUCCCUUUAAGGCAUUUUAGAUAUGGCAAAAAGAGCUUUGUCUCAUCCCCAUUGCUUCCUUGAUGACACUAGGAAACCUUUGACUAGGGCUAGAGACAGUUGUGCAGAUGCUUGAUGUGAGACCAGGCCAUCAAGGUACCCUUCCUCUCCUAGAGGUUACCUCUACCCUUGCCAUUCCAGAGCAGUGGGGCCCAGGAGGUGUGUUGAGCCAAAUAGUAAUCCUUCAUUUUGCUUCACCAGCUGUGUGUGGGUUUCAAACCGUAACCAUAUUGGGGGUUUGCUUAGUGCAUGUCCUGAAUUUUAAAUUUCAUCAGUGUCUUCUGCAGUAAAAUCACAGGUGAAUUCCACUGGCCUUUGUUCAUUGAUCUGUGGCUGUUGCACGUUGCUGUUCUGAACUAUUAAUGUAAACAUUUGUACUCAAGAACAUAACUUUGUGGCUAAAAGGGGUCAUACCAGUACAGUUCCAGAGUAAAAUUUUUAGUACUGCUGAUACCACUGCUAUUAAAAUAAGAGCUUCUCUGUCCCCCUUUAACAGGAUAAAAAUUAAGCAGUUGAGAUGCUGAGCUACAAACUGUGGUCUGUAUAGGGCCAGAUGGACAUACCUCUAUUGGCUGAUUUCUGGAUUGGAGAUAGAAUGGGGUUUUAACAAAGAGCUGAAAAAAAAUACCAUCCCGCUCCCUAAAAAGACAGAAAAAGGUAUUUCUCAGAAGUAACCUUACACAUGAAACAGGAAUUCUUACACAGCCUCAAAUUUUUCCACAGUCUCGCAAAAUGUGAGUUCUGUCUUACUCUUUUCUUCUGGAGAAGCACUGGCUUGUUACCAUAACUUCAAGGCUUUCCAUGACAUGAACUUCAGUUAAAACCAUCAGCUCACCAUUUGACCUGCUCUCUGACAAAGAAAUCUCUAGGCUAUACUGUUCAUUGGAUGUCAGUAUUAGUUUUUUGACAGUGAAAAAGUUACAUCUUCAAAUUCUACCAGGGACCUAAUUUUCACAUAUUGAAAUUAAUUCUUCAAAUUGCUUAAUUCGGAGUAUUCAUUUUUUCCAGGUAACCGUGACAGGAUUGUGGAGAAUGUAUUAAAGUUAUGCCUUUUUUCCCUAUAAAAGAUAGAUAAUAAGUUGCAUUAAUUUCAUUAAUGUAUCAGUUGUGGUUCAAGUAGUGAUGGCAGUUUGCAAAUUCAACAGAAUCUGGGACUCCCUCCUUUCUUUCUUGAAAGGGCUUACACUUUCCAGAACUGGCCAACACAGUUCACCCACAGGCAUGCCGGGUCAGAGCUUUUGCAGGUGAGAUACUGGGAUGGCAAUAAUGGUCUCCACGGUGCCAGAUGGACAUGUGAAUAGGGACAUUAUUGCAAUUCAGUGUGACCUGUAUUAGCCCAUUUCUACAUUGCAGCUACAAUAGGAUUUUAACAAGGACAAAACAAGUAAGUCCCCUUCCCUCCCACACACACAGAGACACACUUCAAGGGACUUUUAAUUUUCCAAGUCUGUGGUAAGCCACUAUGUUACUGAGGUAAAGAAUAAUAGAAUUUAAAUUGUUUUUUCAUUUAUUCACUAGUGACAGCAUCUUAGGAGGCAAAGAAUUUGACAUCACAUCAAGCUGAAAUUUUUAACACAAUUACUUUAAAAAAUGGGCUGCACUUGAAAAUCCGCAUGUACUACCCUGCUUCUGUGGGCAGCAGUAACCAUGCUGCUUGAUGCUGUAUUAAACUACACUUAAAGCUUCUGGUAUCCCUAUGUAUUUAGCCACAGUCUAAUUGCUGUGUAGCCAAGAUAGUUAAAAGCUGUUACUGUAGAGCCAGUAGGUUUAAAUCUUUGUUGUAUGCAUGAGGAAAUUCCUAAGAGUUCAAACUGCUGAACGUGAUGUUGAUGCAACUGUUAGUAUAAAGACCAGUAAAUAGAAGAACAAAACGUCUUUGAUGCAGAUUAUUACCUUUUCAAGCAUCACACAAGCUAAUGCUAAAACAAGGGAAGAGGACUCAAGCUAAUUGACAACUUCCUGUGGAUGACUACACAGCAUAAACCACAAAUAAGGGGUGCCAUUGCACUUUCCUAAAGCUUUCUCUUGUCUGCCUCCUGGUUCCUAUGGCAAUAAAAUUACACUAAGGAAAAUUACAUGGUUGUUCAUUUUCAGAUGUUAGCUGUAUGUGCACUAUGGGCAACAGGUUGAGAAACUGCGAUAACUGCUUUCAAAUGAAUGAACUGACAAAUUGUGUCCCUCUUGGAACUGAAGACAGCUUACACUACCAGCAGUGUUCCUGUACUUUAAAUAGCUUCUAAAAUAAAAUUCCAAGUAUGUAGAAAGCUUGUGCAAAGAACCUUUAAAUCCCUGUUAUCAAGGUAUCUGCUGCAUCUGGUUGCAUUUUUCUGACACUGUUUAAUUUCCUCUCAGAAUAAUUGCUGCAUAUUUUAUACAUAAACUCUCCUGUAGGCCCAUCAUCCUCACUGCUGUGAGUGAGGUGAGGAAGAAAUAGCUAGUGUCUGCACUUUGUGGCAGAAGAGAACCCAGUGUUUCCUGUUCUCCCUAUGUCAUUCCCUAAAGCUAAUAAAAUAUUCAGAGCAAGUUUCAAAUGUGUUGCCUUCCUGACAGGAGGGAUGCCAGCAGAAAGGCAGCCAUGCUUUCCAACACAUGCUAAUUAUAAGUGGUAGCUGUUUAAUUCAGUGAGCAUCUGAAAAAAAAAAAAACAUUUCCCCAAGCACCUUUCAAUUCUGCUGUAGAGAAUACAAAUAGAAACAUUUACUCUUAACAAAAGAAAUCCACUUCUUACAGCAUAAGCGUUCAUGAACUUCAGAUAAAUGAGAAUUUCCGUGAUUUCUUUGAUAAUCCACAUGUUUGUCCCUCAUGGCUCUCCAGGAGAGCUGCAUUUCAAGUCUUCUGUGGUUAAAAUAAGUAUGCCAAAUUAUAUAUAAUUUUUUAAAUGGAAGGUAGUUUUAUUUUUAAAAAAAGUGAAAAUUGUGUUCAAAAAGGAAAUUCUGACACAGGAGAAUUAAAGGGAAAUCCCUGCUGCAUUUAACAGGGGUUUUGGUUUUCAUCCUUUGUCUGACCUAAAACCUGCAAUGACAGCAGGAACAAUUUCAACCCAAGAUAAAAGUUUUAAGUUUUUGUUCACAACACCGUAGCAAUGGAGUUCACAGUCUCCGUUCUCCAUCCAGAGAGGGAUACCUACACUACUGAAUUUCACUGCAUAUGGAAAUGAUCUGUGCUGUAAUCCCUUUCACUGGAAGAUUCUUAAACAAUUAUCAUGGAGUAAAGUGGUGUGUUUAGCUCUACUAGCCAUUACUUUAACAAGACUUCUUUUUAAUGACCAGGAUCUUCAUAACUGAUUUGAUGCCUAAUCUGGUGCAGCACCUGCUCUCUCAUUUUCUGGACGCAAAUGUGGUUCAGCUUUUCAAAUUAAUGAAUCAGAAAGCCAGUUGUGACAGUGUUGUAAAAUUAUUAUUUUAUUAAACUUUAGAAACUGAAAAAUAAGCCACAAAUUCACUUCCAGAGUUAAGGUUUCAGGUCCUGAAGGGUUUUUUUGGUUGGGGACUUUUUCCAGACAGGAGCUUUAAGUGGCAUAAUCUCUUUCUAAAGCAUAGGACUGUCACCAUAAUAAUUAUAAGUCUUUUCAUGCAUCUUAUUUUUUUAAAGCUACAGAAAAUUGAGCCUAAAAAUGUUAAUAAUCACCAGUAGUGGUCAAGCUCUGGAAAUGCUGAACCUAUUAUGCAACAACAUGUCGUAUAUCACAUGAUGCAGAUGAGGCUUCGCAAAACACAGAAUGUGUAAUACAAGUGUUACAAACCUGAUUUCUUGCUUUUUCUGAGUGGCUACAGAGCAUUUAGCGACAAUUUGAGUGGCUUUUGCCUUCCCACUUAAGAACAGUUCUAGAACUACUCUGAAGAACAGUAGGGGCUGCCAGCUUCCCCAGUACACUUUGGGGCACCUGCUUUACAAGUAUUCUACCAAUAAGAAAUCUAAUUCCCAUUUGUUGGGUCUAUGUGCUUAUGAAUUUAAUAAUGCUGCUGUUGAUGUGUUCUCUCUCCUGUCCCAUGAAAUCCUCCAACAGUUACAUGACUUGUGAAAGCAUUACACAACCAAAUAGUGUCCAGUUGGAAGGGGUCAAGCCAGUGUCCUAUUGAAGUCUUUGCACAGCAAAGUAUGUGCUUGUAUGUUUUUAAUGUUGAUUUAGUCUUGUCAAAUUGUUGUCUCCGCAUUGUGUAGAAACUUGGUCAGUUACCACCAUUUCUUACAGCAGAACCUGUUUUAAAUACUGAUCACACUUAAAACACAACUAGAAAUAGAUUCCCAGAAAUUGUCAGUGAAGCACCUGCAUUUGAUAUUCUUUCUAUUCUGCAAAUGAAAUCCUGACCUUUUACUGUUAACUGCAGUGUCUUUUGUUGUCAGAAAAAGGUUUCAGACAUUUUAAUUUUUAAUUAGUCAAUAAAACUGAUCCCUCUCAUUCUCAUUGCAUUUAUCUUCCCAAUUCUGUAGAGGCAAUUGAUGAUCUCACCUAAAUUUAAACUACCAGCUUCCACAUGUUGUUAUGGACCACAGUGACCAUAUUUAGUUCUGCUAGAUGCUGUUUACUCCUCUUAUGCUCUUGCCACCACAAACAUGUCAUACUGAUGAAAUAUUUAGACAGAAGUAUAUUUUAACCAAGACAGGAGGAUACUGGGACUGUAUCUCAAACAAUUAGAUACAUUUAGAACUUAAUGCAAAUACCUAUUCAAUGCUUUGAUAUACUGCUUCCCAUAAUGAAGGCCAUCCUGUAAUAGUUUAUACAAUACAAAAGCUUUGUAAUGCUGAAACCUUAAUACAGGACUUGAGGAAUGAAAAAGAAGAGUGGAAGAGGCUGCAAGGUAGCAACAAAUGAUGGGUGCUUAAAUAAAGCAUGCAGAAUAUUUCCCUGGAUGUCAGGAAGCAAUUUGCAUUCUAACAGUUGAGACUAACAACAAAUACCCAAACCAAACUGGAGCUUCCCAGGAGAUCAGUUGAAAGAGAAGGCCAUGUACAAUUUACCUGAUGCUAGAAGCUGAAAUAGAGUUGAAUUUCUGAUAGAAAAGGUCUGUGAAAUUCUGUGGAAUUUGUUGGGUGUUUUGUCAUUUUUCCCAGAAGGCACCAUUGUAAUUGCAAGUACAGUUUGCAAAUAAAAAUUACUACUACUACUAC
Messenger RNA from Pseudopipra pipra, 9746 nucleotides. It is a transcript of the gene MPLKIP, whose product is annotated as M-phase specific PLK1 interacting protein. Gene Ontology annotation, cellular component: midbody; centrosome; nucleus. The transcript is spliced from 2 exons. NCBI's taxonomy places the organism in Eukaryota, Metazoa, Chordata, Aves, Passeriformes, Pipridae. Bases 149 to 706 code for a protein of 185 amino acids. The record is from RefSeq and is a predicted model, not a curated record.